Messenger RNA from Cercopithifilaria johnstoni, 1242 nucleotides. NCBI's taxonomy places the organism in Eukaryota, Metazoa, Nematoda, Chromadorea, Rhabditida, Onchocercidae. The record is from the annotation of a GenBank genome assembly.
AUGCCAGAUACGGAUUUCAUAAUGAAAUGUCGUGGACUGCCAUGGUCUUGUACAGAAGAUGAUCUACGUGAAUUUUUUGGGGAAGCAGCAAGAUCAAUUACUCAGAUAAAGCUAACGAAAGAUCGUGAUGGGCGUGCAAGUGGUGAGGGUUUUGUCGUAUUUAGCAGUCGAGAAGAUUAUGACUUUGCUUUAACAAAAGACAAGAAAUAUAUUGGCAAACGAUACGUAGAGCUUCAACAAGUGUCAUCAAUGGAAUCGGAUUAUGAUGAUGGCGACAAGCGGUACGGAGGAUCGGUAGCAGAUCCAAAUUUGCCUGGCCGUGAGACAUCUAUCGUUAGAUUGGGAGGUUUGCCAUACGGCUGUACUAAGGAAGAAAUCAUGCGUUUCUUCGAACCACUUGAAAUAGCCGAUAAAGGUAUUAUUAUGACUUACGAUCGUUAUAGUGGGAAACCAAAAGGCGAGGCUUUCGUUGCAUUUAAUGAUGAUGAUUCGGCUUCUAAAGCUCUUGCUAAAAAUAAGGAAUACAUUCAGCAUAGAUAUGUGGACAUAUAUCCGUCGUCUUAUGGUGAGAUGCUUCGAGCUUUAGAUGGAGCUUUUGAUCCUUACGGUGGUAGUGGUCGAGGGUGGGAAAGAGAUCGUCGCCCGAGAGGGUUACCAUAUGAUCGUCCAGGUGCCGAUAGGGGCUAUCGCGAUUCCAGAAUUCAUCGAAAUGGUCUUAUCCUGGCUCUUAAUGGAAAAUUUGGAAUUUCUGGAUCGCUGCGACCUUGGAAAGUGUUCAGAAAUCUGCUGAUCUAUGGUUCUGUUUUGGGUAUUAAAUGUGAAUGUGAACGGGGGGUUGCAGAAGUAUGGGCCGACAGAUAUGGUGGUGGUGGCGACGGUUAUGAUGAUGGGUACGGUGGUGGACGUGGUGGUGGAGGACCGAUGCGACGGGGUUGGAGAGAUGAACCGCCGAUGGGUGGCCAUAGGGGGUAUUCACCACCGCGGCGUCGUUACAUGACGCCGCCACCGGAAUACUGUAUACGGAUGCGCGGUCUUCCAUAUCGGGCCACGGAACGCGAUAUAAUCGAUUUCUUCCAACCGCUGCGACCAGCAUCAAUUGAUGUGCUGUACGAAUAUGGAACAGAUCGUCCCAGUGGUGAGGCAAUUGUCGAGUUUAGAAAUCGAGCAGAUUUUGAUGCUGCUAUGCAACGCAAUCGAAAUUACAUGGGAUCGCGUUACGUAGAGCUCAUUCCGGAACACUGA